AUGAAACUUCUGAGCUACAUCAAGCAAUGGAAAUCCGCCGCUCGAGAAGCCGUAGCGCAAGCUUCAAUCGCCGCCCAAUUCCUUUCCUUCAUUCACAUCACCGACGACUACCUCUGCUCCACAACUCUCGUUCAAGGCCCCAGCAUGCUCCCGAGUCCCGACAUUGAAUUACUCCGGCGACGUGGUCUUGAUCGAACACCUGUCCCAUCGAUUGGGGAAGGUUCCAAAAGGCCACGUCUGGAUUCAGGGGGGACAAUGUCUAUGCUUCUGCUGAUUCCAGAUACUUUGGUGCUGUUCCUUAUGGUUUGAUUCAAGGGAGAGCAUUUCUAAGGGUUUGGCCAAUUGGAGACUUCGGCUAUUUGUGAUGAACACAGAUACUGAAAGUGAGAGACAGUCAUCAGAUUCCGGGCACAGGGAUACUCUGCCUAUUGGCUUCGCUACAACAAGCUGUCUGUCCCGAGCUGGAUUAAUCCACGCAAAUCUUUCCAUUUCCAGAAGCAACGCAAGCAACUGAUCCAUCUGUACCUCUUGUGGACAUGCUGAUCACACGACACCACUGAAGUUUUGCUAGAACUAGAAUGAUCCCAGCUGUGUGGCAGUCUAUCAGCAGCCUGACUGGCUCGUCGCUGUCGCGUCAGUAAUGAGGAUCAGUGGCAUUCAACCCCCCCAAAUCAAUGCUGUUCUUUAUGAAAGUUGGCCAUGCUUGUUGAUUCCCCACGUUCUAAAUAAAGAUGGAUGGACAGUCUGUCUGUCUAUAGCAAUGGCGGUAUGGCCUAGCAUUUGAGUGGUGUUUGCUUAAUGACAUUUCCAUUUCAGUCACUCAAAAAUCAUUUCACCUCCUGACCUGCUCCAACAGAGACCUUUCGAGUAGAUAAGAUAAUGUGUCUUGCAUCUAUCAUAUAUUUGGUGGAGACAUUAAGCCAAGUGGUUGUUAGUUUGGUUAACAUUGAUGCCAUCAAUUCUCUCAAUCGUUAACACUAGAACUUAGUUUUUACUAGGGCUGGGAAACGGUGUGGACUGUCCAGACCACACCAUAUAGACCAGAGACCAGAUCACAUACUAUACGGUCUAGACCAGACAACGCCUGUGCGGUCUGGUCUAGAUAGACCACAAUGAACGAAAAAUGAAC
Linum tenue is the source of this 1129-nucleotide messenger RNA. The record is from the annotation of a GenBank genome assembly. Lineage: Eukaryota; Viridiplantae; Streptophyta; Magnoliopsida; Malpighiales; Linaceae.